CCGUUCGGCUCCGCCUCCGCGCUGUGACGACAUGGCGGCCCGGCUCGCGCGCGCAGUGGGAUGGAGGCGGCCGCGGGGCCCCGAGGAGGCGCUGGGGCUGCUGGAGGCGUCCGUGGUGCACCGGGAAGGAGCCGUGCUGGCGCUGAGCAAACCCCCCGGCCUGCCUGUGCUGGGACGGCCCGGGGAGCUGAGCCUGGCCGUGCUGCUGCCCGCGCUGCGGCGGCGCCUGGGGCUGCCCGCGGAGCUCCACGUGGUGAAGGCGCCUGCCAGGGAAUGCUCCGGUCUCGUCCUGCUGUCCGGCUGCCAUCGCACCACCGAGGAGCUGCAGCAGUUCUUCACCGGUGCCCGCCAGCGAGGCCAGUACCCAGCCACAUACCGCGCCGUCACUGUGGGGGUCCCAGCAGAGCCGGAGGGCGAGAUCCGCACCGGGCUGUGCUGGCAGCAGCAGGGUGACACCGCUGUGGUGGUGCCGGUGCUGGCGCCGGGACGGGGCAGGCUGGCCAGGAAGGAGGUGAAGAACACGCUGACACGGUACCGGGUGCUGGGCGCCGCGGGGGGCUGCGCCCUGCUCCAGCUCCAGCCCAAGACGGCCUUCCCGGAGCAGCUCCCGGUGCACCUGACGCUGCUGCUGUGCCCGGCCCUGGGUGACCACCAGCACUCGUCCCGGGUGGGCAAGGUGCUGGGGGUGCCCUUCCUCCUGCCCCCCGAGCCCACCCCGACCCGCACACAGAUGCUGGACGAGGCGCUGCUGCAGCGGUUGGGGCUCUCCCCACGGCAGCUCCGGCACCUCCCGCUCCACAUCCACCUGCAGGAGCUGGUGCUGCCGCAGGGCCCGAUCCGUGCCCCACCGCCACCCCCCUUCCUGCGCACCUUGCAGCGCCUGGGGCUGCCUGGGCACUCGGAGCUGUAGCACCCAGCGGGGGGACCCCCAACCUACUGCCUUGUGCCACCCCAUUAAAUCCCCACCUCUCGCUGUGGUGUCUCAGCACCCUUCUCCUGGGGACACAUCACCGCCGUCCCCGCACCGGUGACACCAGUGCCUGACCUGGUUCCCAGUGCUGGGGCGCAGCGGUGCCACCUCCGCCACGGCUCUGUCUGGCAGCCGUGACCGCAGGCGGGAGCGGAGGUGGCUUUUCCUGCGCCGGUUCCUGCCCGCAGCCCCACUUCCCGCCCCACAAAGAGGCCAAGCCGGUCAGGGUGUUUCAAAGCUGGGUUUCAUCGCCCCCACCAUGGUGGGUGGGAUGGGUGUCCCUGUGCAGUGACGGGUUCUGGUUGAGAUAAGGGGGAAGUGUUGCCGCUGUGUUGCCCCACUUAAGGUGGGCAGGAUGCUGCCCCCUCCUUCAUGGCCUUUAGCAUCACAGCUCUGCUGUGUGCCCCCGGGUGCUGUGCCCCCCCCUGCCCGCAGCACGGCUCUGCUGCCCGGGGCAUGCAGGUACGGGUGGUGGUGGCCUGUGGCUGGUGGAGCGGGUGCCCUGGCCCCACACUGGGGCAGAGCGACCUGAGCCCACCAGAGCAGGGGGCUUGGCUGUGGAGGCAGAGCCAGAGAAGGAGGAGCACAAUUGCCCUGGAGGAGCCGGUUCAACCUGUGCUGCUCCAGCCCGUGGAGAUGAGAGGUUCUGCCCCUCGGCUUGGGCACCAAAGGUGACUUGGGCACCACAGCACCGCGACCCCGGCGUCUCCAGGCUCUCACCUUGGUGGUGCAGGAUCCGAUGCCGGUGCCAUGGUUCACUGCCUGGUCCCACUGCAGCAGCCCAUAGUUGUACUGGCUGGUCCAGAUGAAGGUUGGCGCCUGGUCCCGCACUGUGGAGGACUGCAGGAGGGACAGAGGGGACUGGGGUGAGCUGUGCAGUCCCCAUCCCACCCUCACCCCCCGGCCCAGGCUGUGCCCUGCAUAGUCCAGCCCCGGCCCUCUCCACUAACCAUCGUGUGGAUGCCAUCGGGGUCCUCAUCAUUCCACUCGUCCUCCUCUUCCUCUGCCUCUUCAGGAGGCUCUGGGAUGUCCGCUGUGGGCUGAGCCCAGCAGGAUGCUGACCCUGGCUCUGGACCCAGCGCUGCCUCCCACUGCUCAUCACCUCCACUUUCCUCAUCCUCCUCCAGCAGCUUCUGCCCUGCUGCUGCCCCGCGCGGGUGCCCACCCUGAUGGUGCUGGAGAACUUCACCCAGCCCCGUGCCCGCAGCAGGUUGCGGAUGACGGGAUAUGAUCCCUGCACUGAGAAGAUCUUCUCUCGGGGAAGGACGCGAGCGCUCAGCCAUAAAUGCAAUAAACACACGUCCGUGGCA
Strigops habroptila (Kakapo) is the source of this 2280-nucleotide messenger RNA. It is a transcript of the gene RPUSD3, whose product is annotated as RNA pseudouridine synthase D3. Lineage: Eukaryota; Metazoa; Chordata; Aves; Psittaciformes; Psittacidae. Gene Ontology annotation, molecular function: pseudouridine synthase activity; RNA binding; protein binding. The transcript has 9 exons. The record is from RefSeq and is a predicted model, not a curated record. Gene Ontology annotation, biological process: pseudouridine synthesis. The coding region runs from base 32 to 910 and encodes 292 amino acids.